UUGUCAUUCAAGCAAAAUAGCUAAAAGUUUGUUAUUUACAUUUUUUUAUUAUUGUUUUAUAACGUGAAGAAGACAUAAUUUAUUUAUUUACCUAAACUCAUUAUCAGGAAUGCAAAGUAAUUAAAAGGCUGACGUAAUAACGAUUAUAAGAAUAAAUCAGCGGGAGACGGGUGUUGCUUGGUGUUUUAGAAGUGAGGAAGAUUGCUGUGACUCAAAUAAAUAUAAAGGAGUUUUCAACGACCAAGGUGCAUACAAAUAUGAGUGACAAAUUUCGUCUACCUGCCCGCUACGGGACCGGCGAGAAAAGUGUUUGGGUUGAAUACAUCCAACUGGUAGCUGAUAUUAAGCCUAAACUCAAUCUAGGACAAGGUUUGCCAGACUUCCAUGCACCGAGUCAUGUCCCAAAAGCCUUAAUGGAAGCCACUGAUUCAGAAAAUCCUUUAAUGCAUCAAUAUACUAGGGGAUUUGGACAUCCAAGACUGGUACAGAGCCUGUCCAAACUCUAUUCCCCUUUGGUUGGUAAAGAGAUUGACCCUAUGAAUGAAAUCCUGGUCACUGUUGGAGCAUAUGAGGCACUGUUUGCAACUAUUUUAGGUCAUGUGGACCAUGGAGACGAGGUGAUCGUAAUUGAGCCUUUCUACGACUGUUACGAUCCCAUGAUACAAUGCGCCGGUGGUGUUGCAAAGUUCAUUCCUUUGAAACCUAAAAAAGUUCAUGACAACAUGACGUCAUCAGACUGGAUUUUGGACGAGAAAGAGUUAGAGUCCCUAUUCAGUGAUCGCACGAAGAUGUUCAUCCUGAACACGCCCCACAAUCCCCUGGGGAAGGUGUUCACCAGGCAGGAGUUGGAGAAGAUAGCAGACCUGUGCAAGAAGUACAAUGUGCUGUGUGUCUCCGAUGAAGUGUACGAGUGGAUGGUUUUUGAGCCAUUGAAACAUGUACGGAUAGCAACGUUACCCGGCAUGUGGGAGCGCACCAUCACAAUCGGUUCAGCCGGGAAAAUGUUCUCAGUAACCGGCUGGAAGGUCGGAUGGGCGUACGGCCCGGCCAAUUUGCUUAAAAACCUUCAAAUUGUGCAUCAGAACUGCGUGUAUACACAUUGUACGCCAAUUCAGGAAGCGAUCGCGCGCGCCAUAGAGUUCGAACUCUCCAGAUGGAACACGCCGGAUUGCUACAUGUCCUCCAUAUCCAAGGAGUUGGUGUCCAAACGUGAUGUGCUGAACAGGAUACUGAAGGAUAACGGGUUCAUUACCACGCUACCUGACGGCGGGUACUUCAUUAUGGCGGAUUACACGAAGUUAGCAAACAAAAUGGACUUGAGCACCGAGCCCGACAAGUACAAAGAUUACAAAUUCACGAAGAAAUUCGCCAAAGAAGCCAGCAUAGUUACCAUUCCACUCUCAGCAUUCUACUCUAAGGAGCACAAACAUUUUGGAGAGAAUUAUGCCAGGUUCUGCUUUAUUAAGAAAGACGAAAACUUAGCCUUGACUGGCACACUACUUCAAGAAUGGCAAAAGCGCUCACAUUUGUAAAUAAAUUAAUUAAUUUUACUAUCAUAAAUGUUGAUUAAGUUAACAACUUAAAUAUUAUUAUAUGAAUAUAUUUUUGUUUUUUUUUUUAUGGACGUAAUAUCAAAAUAAAACAUUUUACAAUUUGAAA
Molecule: messenger RNA, 1659 nt
Organism: Amyelois transitella
Lineage: Eukaryota; Metazoa; Arthropoda; Insecta; Lepidoptera; Pyralidae
Product: kynurenine aminotransferase
Exons: 10
Coding region: 258-1532 (424 amino acids)
Biological process (GO): biosynthetic process
Cellular component (GO): cytoplasm; mitochondrion
Molecular function (GO): L-kynurenine:2-oxoglutarate transaminase activity; pyridoxal phosphate binding
Source: RefSeq, a predicted model, not a curated record